AUGCUGGCCGACGUCCUCGGCCACGCCGCCGACAUUGCUCGGCGCGCCUCUGAAGAUGCCGACCCGGACGGCGAGGACGCAUCCCAGAAGGAGAUCUACGCCUCGUGGGCCCUCUUCAUCCUCAUCGUGCUGCUCAUAGUAGCUCUGUUCACCAGCUACUUCCUCCAGCAGAGGAAGGUCACUGCCAUCCACGAGACUGUCGCCUCCAUCUUUGCUGGCAUGGUUGUUGGGUUGACACUUCGGGUCGCCGGUGGUGAGAACCUACAGAACCUCGUCAGCUUCGACUACCAGAUCUUCUUCAACCUGCUGCUGCCCCCCAUCAUCCUCUCGUCAGGUUACGAACUACACCAAGCCAACUUCUUCCGGAACAUUGGUACGAUCCUGACAUUUGCGUUCGCCGGCACCUUCCUCUCCGCCUUCACCAUCGGCGUUAUUCUAUGGCUGUACACACGGGUCCCCCUCGAUGGCCUAAACAUGGGUUGGACGGAUGCAAUCGCGGUCGGCGCAACACUAUCUGCUACGGACCCUGUCACCAUUCUCGCCAUCUUCACCUCCUACAAGGUCGAUCCCAAGCUAUACACCAUCAUAUUUGGCGAGGCCAUUCUCAACGACGCCAUUGCGAUCGUCAUCUUCGAGGCCGCUCAAAAGGCAAAGAACGGUGACAAGGAGAUGUCCGGGCUGGCAAGCCUCUUUUAUGGUAUCGGCACUUUCCUGUUCGACUUCUUCGGCAGCUUGGCUAUCGGCGUUGCUGUCGGAAUCGGUGCUGCGCUGUGUCUGAAAUACACAUAUGUCCGGAGAUUCCCCAAGAUUGAGAGCUGUCUGAUAGUCUUGAUCGCCUAUUCGACCUAUUUCUUCUCUCAGGCCAUCAAGAUGUCAGGCAUCGUCUCUUUGCUCUUCUGCGGCAUCACUCUCAAGCACUAUGCCUACUUCAACAUGUCCCGGAGAACCCAGCUUACAACCAAGUACCUGUUCCAGGUCCUUGCGCAGUUGUCAGAAAACUUUAUUUUUAUUUACCUAGGCCUCUCACUUUUCACCGGAGAGGAUCUUGAGUACAAGCCUUUGCUCACCAUUGUCACCGUCUUGGCUGUGUGCGCUGCGAGAUGGGUUGCGGUAUUUCCCUUAUCACGAGCCAUCAAUUGGUUCAUCCGCUACAAGGCCCAGCGCCGAGGAAUCAUGGACCAGCCAGAUGAAUUGCCCUACAACUAUCAGGCAAUGCUAUUUUGGGCUGGACUUCGAGGUGCCGUAGGUGUGGCUUUGGCGGCGCUCAUCACUGGAAAUGACAGAUUUGCACUGAAGGCAACAGUCUUGGUGGUGGUGGUGUUGACGGUGAUCAUCUUCGGAGGCACAACGGCUCGAAUGCUGGAAAUCUUGAAUAUCCGCACGGGUGUGGUGGAAGAGAUCGACUCGGAUGAUGAGUUCGAUAUCGAAGCUAUCGGUGGAGGCAGCUACUAUAAGCGCUCGGGCACAGGGAUUGGAUAUAUACCGCGACGGACGAAUUCGACCUUGUCUUUAGGUCGGGUGGAUGGCAACUCUAACGGGAGGCGCAACGGUAGCAGUGAUCCUCACAGCUGGUCGUCAGGCCACCGAAGCCCGCAUGGAUUCGACCGGCCAGCGAGUAUAAGCCGGAAGGGCUCUAGAGCCAACUUCCCCGACCCUGAACAGUCUGACCUGCUCGGCAGUAACUCUGCCAGCGUCACAGACUCUGACUUGGGCAGCGACGUCGAUAUCUCCGACCUGCCGCCUGCCGCUCCGAAACGACGGGCGAGCCCUGUACCACCGACCAGCGUUCCACCUGGUGAGAGCUCAGCAGCCUCUCAGCCGGUGCUCUCGGGGACACGGGAGAGAGCCGCCACCUUGACCGAAGGGGCCAAAUCAGCAGCAGGCGCUAUUAAGCAGCUACUUACCUCGGAAGAUCCCUCGGCUCUCUUCAGGCAGCUGGAUGAGGACUACAUCAAGCCGCAUCUGUUGCUCGACGACAGCCGAGGAAGAGGGAGUGGCAAUGGAGGCGCGGGGCCGAGCGGCUAG
Diaporthe amygdali is the source of this 2025-nucleotide messenger RNA. RefSeq names its product sodium hydrogen exchanger 3. The record is from RefSeq and is a predicted model, not a curated record. Lineage: Eukaryota; Fungi; Ascomycota; Sordariomycetes; Diaporthales; Diaporthaceae. The coding region runs from base 1 to 2025 and encodes 674 amino acids. Gene Ontology annotation, biological process: vacuolar acidification; proton transmembrane transport; sodium ion transport. Gene Ontology annotation, molecular function: sodium:proton antiporter activity. The transcript is spliced from 2 exons. Gene Ontology annotation, cellular component: fungal-type vacuole membrane; late endosome; early endosome.